Molecule: messenger RNA, 1460 nt
Organism: Bactrocera tryoni
Lineage: Eukaryota; Metazoa; Arthropoda; Insecta; Diptera; Tephritidae
Exons: 6
Coding region: 181-1260 (359 amino acids)
Source: RefSeq, a predicted model, not a curated record
AUUUUAUACCAUAUAUAAGAGUAAAAUAGUUUUCCGUUAUCCAAUGCAGUUUCUUAAGUGUAAAACAAGGCAUUCUGCAUUUUAAAAUAAGAAAAUUUCGAAGGAACAGGACGUGAUAUAAACGCUCUUAUUGCUUUUGCUGGGAAAACUCUUUAACUGCGUGAAGGUCAAUAUACAGAAAUGUGCGAACUUCACCAUACUACCCGAAGUAUAGAACAACUUACUUAUACGUAUGUAUUGCUGCUAGCAUUAACAAUAGUGAUUGCUGUGGAAGCUACAAAUACCGCAACGACAAUAUUGCAUAGUAAUAGAGAUAGUGGAGAUAACGAGUUCACAGCCAAAAUAGGAAGCAAUGGGUUUGUCGUCGACCAAUCAAAACAAACUCAUUCAAGAAGAAAACGCUUGGUGUGGAUAACAGAGGAUGGUCGACUUGCUUUGCCGCCAGGCACUGCACUUACAAUUACGCCGACAAUUUCAAUGCCAUUAGUCCGACAUCCUCCAGAAGGAUUCUUUUCCAAUGUAUCCAUUAGCUUUCCAUUGACAAUUGACUUUGACAAACUCGGUUUAACAGAUGAAUCAAAUCCCUUAGGUGAUUUGCCACCUGUAUUCACAAGGCAGUUUGGUCGUUCAACAGGACAUGUGCUGGGAGACUAUGUGGCUCGUUAUCUCAAUUAUAAAAGUAAACGAGAUUUGGCUGCACAGAGUAAGCCUUUAGACAAGGAAACGCCUGUUUUUAAAAUAAAAAUGGAUUCCGAAAAUGUAGAAAAAUUAGAGUUGCCGCGACUACCGGAACAUUUUAAACAUGCAUUUCAUGGUGGCGAAAGAGUAAUACUUUAUGGAGUGGUGGAGGAUUUACUUGGAACUUUUGGUAUAAAUGGAAAAGCCUGUUUACUACGUACAAUAUGCGAAGUUCAUUCCCGGAAAUUGCAUCACUUAGGCGUACUCGGCGAAAUAACGAAACUGUUUUUAACAGCAACUAAUUCACCAUUUGCUGAACUUAUUCCGGAAUAUGUGCGGGCACAGGAAGUUGGAGAAGGUCGGAAAGCUCCCGGUGAAUGUUUUCCCUAUUAUAAAGAGUGUCCAAAGAGUAUAUUUAGAGAAACGCAAAAGGAUAAAUACAGUGAAUCACAAACGGACGAUUAUGAUGAAUUACAAGAAAAUGAGAUUAUCAAGGAAGAACUGCCUGAUAAAUUAUUCAAAUUCUCAACAGCGAAACAAACAGAAAACCAUCAAAAAAAGAAAAAGUUAUUUAGCAUGUGAGAACUACUAGUAAACAAAAAACUUAAACACAAUAUUAUUAAAAUGAAAAAAAGCUGUGAAUAGAAUUUUUGCAACCUUUGUGUUUUCGGGAAAUUGAAUAAUUUACAGUAAUGUUCAAUAAAAGUCAUUUAUAGCAAUUUGCUCAUCAUCAAUCUAAGUCGAAUUUAUAAUUUAUUGUUAUAAUAUAUCCAUAAAAUAUU